Molecule: messenger RNA, 964 nt
Organism: Pseudopipra pipra
Lineage: Eukaryota; Metazoa; Chordata; Aves; Passeriformes; Pipridae
Exons: 7
Coding region: 1-909 (302 amino acids)
Molecular function (GO): growth factor activity
Source: RefSeq, a predicted model, not a curated record
AUGGUCCUGAUCAUGGGCACCGGAGCUGUGGGCAGAGCGGAGGAGCAAAGGAACCUGUUUGCAGAGAGGGGCUGCUGCAGGAGGCAGAGCCAUUUCCUCCACGUUGGGCACGAUGUCUCCGGCAGUCCCGUCAGCGUGGACGUCGGGAGGUGCCGCUCCAGCUGCCCCUCCCAGUGGAUCAGCCCCCUCCACCCCGGCCUCCCAGGGCUCUUCAGGUACUCCUCCAUGCUCGACUUCCUAAGGAGCAAGAAGGUGAGAGUCCGGCGCCCCGAGGUGCCGUGGCCGGGAGCCCCCCGUUCGUGCCCCGCGGGGUCCUGCUGCGAGCCGGCCCGGCUGCACGUGGAGCGGCUCCUGCUCCUGCAGGGCGCUCGGGAGGUGGAGGUGGUCGAUGGAUGCCACUGCAGCACCUGCCCCGAGGAAUGUCUGCGGCUCCCGGCGCUGAAAACCUUCUUCCCAGACUCUCCCUGGGAGGUCACGGUCGACGUGGGGAAAUGCUCCGAUCCACCCUACAGUGCAGAUGGACUUUUCUGCAUGCCCACCAAGUUCAGCACUGUUCUAGUCAAAAACCCCCACGGUGGGGAGGUGGUUCAGACGCUGGAGAGCUGUGAAAUGAAGGAGAAAUGCUAUCGUGUCUCCCAGGUGGAAUACUACUAUGAAAUUGUGCAGAGCCCUGCGGGACACAGGGAGGAACGGCUCAAGGAAAUCGAUGUGGGAAGGUGCUUGGGCAGCUGCUCCUCGGGGGAUCCCUCCUUGCUUAGGGAGUCCCGAGAUGGAGAGGAGUGCCUGCUGUGGGCAGGAGCUGCCCGCGGCCGCUGCGCCCCUCACAGCUACGACGUGCACACCUUCCGCAGCCGCCGCGACCGCGUCCGCACCGUCCCCGCCGUCCGGCAGUGCCGCUGCCGGGGGUAGCGGGGCUGGGAGGGGCUCCUGGAGACCCCACCAGACUGUCUGUAGGAUAUGUAAA